Molecule: messenger RNA, 2699 nt
Organism: Phaedon cochleariae (mustard beetle)
Lineage: Eukaryota; Metazoa; Arthropoda; Insecta; Coleoptera; Chrysomelidae
Source: the annotation of a GenBank genome assembly
AUUUGUGUUCUUUUCUUUGUUUACCAGUGGUUCAAGAAUUUUAAGAUGUCCGAACUCGAACACCAAGCACCAUCCAUCUUAAGUUUUUGUGUUAGUAUCUUGUGAAUUCUUUGUGUUAACUGUGAAGCAGUCUCAAAAUCUCUAAAUUUAAAAAGUAAUGGAUGAUCCAGGUAGAAUGAUGGGCGGUGGACUCAUGGCUCCUCAGCCCUACGGAAUGAACCCACAGGGCGAUACCCCUUCUGGUGGAGAAAAUGAACCAAGGAAACAAGAUAUUGGUGAGAUUCUGCAACAGAUUAUGAACAUAACUGAUCAAAGCCUGGAUGAAGCCCAAGCAAGAAAACACACUUUGAAUUGCCAUCGAAUGAAACCAGCACUGUUUUCUGUUCUUUGUGAAAUAAAGGAAAAAACUGUGUUAUCAUUGAGGAAUACCCAAGAAGAGGAACCUCCAGAUCCUCAACUGAUGCGAUUGGAUAACAUGUUGAUUGCUGAAGGUGUUGCAGGACCAGAAAAAGGUGGAGGUGCUGGUGCUGCAGCUUCAGGGUCUGCAGCUGCCCAAGCAGGACAACCUGAUAAUGCAAUUGAACAUUCAGAUUAUAGAGCAAAGCUUGCUCAGAUUAGACAAAUCUACCAUCAGGAAUUAGAGAAAUAUGAACAGGCUUGCAAUGAAUUCACUACACAUGUAAUGAAUCUUCUUAGAGAACAAAGUAGAACUCGUCCUAUUACCCCUAAAGAGAUUGAGCGUAUGGUGCAAAUCAUUCACAAAAAGUUUAGUUCAAUCCAAAUGCAGCUGAAACAAUCUACAUGUGAGGCAGUAAUGAUUCUUAGGUCUAGAUUCUUGGAUGCUAGAAGAAAAAGGCGUAAUUUCAGUAAGCAGGCCUCAGAGAUACUGAAUGAAUACUUUUAUUCACAUCUAUCUAACCCUUAUCCUAGUGAAGAAGCUAAGGAAGAGUUGGCACGUAAAUGUGGUAUAACAGUGAGUCAGGUAUCAAGUUGGUUUGGAAACAAGAGAAUUCGCUAUAAAAAAAACAUUGGCAAUGUAAAAUGCUCAACAAAUGCACCUGAACAGUCAAUAUCUUGGGUCAACUUCAAAGCAGAAUAGUUUUAGAAUUUGCCAGCUGAAAAAAAAUUGGCUGGCAACCACAUUACAGGCAUUGAAUGGGCAUGAUGUUUUAUGCUGCCACUUUGAUUUCCAUUUGAUCAGAAAACUUUACAUCCCUAACUUUAGGUUUUGGUGAUAAACACUAUCAUAGUAUAUUAAUAUUUUUAUUGUUGUUCAUUUAAUUUUGUUACUCUGUAUGUUUAAUCUUAUAUUUGAACGAUAUUGUGUCAAGGAGAUGAAAAUGAUGGGAUACAUAAAAAAAUUUGGUGCAAUGUAUUUGUGAGUAAUAUUAGUGGCAAAAUUGUUAUGCCCUCUCCUUUUUAUUCCAAUCAUUUACAAAUUCUAUGUAUGUGGAAAUUGUUAAUCCAAUAUAAUUGUUGAGUUAAUAAUUUUCCAAAGCUAAUGAAUAUUUUAAAAUAGAUUUUAUGGCCAUUGAUUUUCUUUGAAAGUUUGAUGAGACCAAGGUUACCCAAAUAACUUGAUUAUAUUGUUCUUUGCCACCAUCAUCUGUUGUGAAUCUGUUAGUUAAGAAAUAAUAUGACUUCUCAUACCCAAAGCUUGUGGCUUUUGUGAUCAUUCAUCAUGUAUUUCACAAAAAAUAUUGAGUGUUUUGAUUUGUUGUGCAUAUAUUGGGUGUCCUAAAUGGGUGGCUUUCUGCCUGCUACUGUUUUUAUUUUAAAAGUGUUGAUUAUGAAAUUUGGGGGAUAUUUAUAAAAAAUAAAAUAGCAUUCUUGAGAGGUGACACAACUUUACAACUCCUGGUUUUUCUAGAAAAGUUAUUUUUAUAUGGGGCACCCUGCUUAUUCUAUUUUUUUUUUGUUAUCGAAAUGACAUUAUAAGUGCAACUAUGUGCAGUCCAUUAGGAUAUAAUCAUUUGUAAAUUGAUCUUUGAUCCAGGGUGCUGCAAAUUUGUAUGAGCUCAUUUCAAUCUAAGAAACCCAAUUAAAAACAUAAUUCCACUGUUUUAGUUCAUGUCAUGUUAAUUUUGAAAUCUAUUCUGUUGAUUUUUUCAAUGGAAAGAUGGUGGCUCAGUAAGUUGGAAAUUAUUUAUUUCUAUGAAAUUGAUAAGAUACAUUAUUUGGUUAAAAUCAAACUUUUUUGAAAAUCUUGGAAAUAAGACAAUCCUGCAUCAAAAUAAUUAUUUCUCAAAAUAAUAAAAUAUAAGAAAUCUCACAUAGUUGCAUUCAGAAAAAAAUUUCAGUUGAAAAAAUAUAUUAUGUCUACUCUCAAAAAAUGCUAUUUCAUGACUUGUUGAAUGAUUUGAUGUAGAAUUAUUCCCAAAAACUGAAUCUUAUACCUGGAAUUUUCAGUGAAAAUGAAACAUGAAAAUAGCAAUAGCAUUGUGAAAAUUACUGCUGUAUUCCAAAUAACUAAACAGGGUUAUUGAUUUUUUGUUUCCUCUAGGAAGAAUUUGUUGAGGAACAACAGGAAGUUGUAGUGCAUUGCAAAAAUUCUUCCAAUUUGAACUAUGAUUUUUUCAACUACCUUUGAAAAGCAAUUAUAAGUUCAAAAACAUAAUAAUAUAUAGAUAAUUGUUCACUAAUUUUAUUGCAUAUAUUUUUUCUUGUGAAGCUACUACCUAUUGGAAACUGUGCCUAGG